Vitis riparia (riverbank grape) is the source of this 1034-nucleotide messenger RNA. RefSeq lists its product as uncharacterized. Bases 146 to 835 code for a protein of 229 amino acids. NCBI's taxonomy places the organism in Eukaryota, Viridiplantae, Streptophyta, Magnoliopsida, Vitales, Vitaceae. The transcript has 2 exons. The record is from RefSeq and is a predicted model, not a curated record.
CAACAACCUUCCAAUAGAUAGAGAGAGAUGGCUUCGGCCACAACCCUAAAAUUGAUUCCUCUAGCAGCAAUCGCAAUCCUGAUCAGCCUAAUCCUGAUACAGUCAAGUACUCCAGCCAUUUCCUCCAUUGACAUCCAAACAGCAUAUGAGGUUCUUGAGGACUACAACUUCCCAGUUGGCCUUCUUCCCAAAGGGAUCACACGCUAUGACCUCAACAUCACCACAGCCUUUAUCAAGAAGCUAUAAGAGAACCAGCUGCCCAACUUCAGGCUUCAACAACCUUCCAAUAGACACAGAAGAGAUGCGUUCAGCGGCUUCAGCCACAACCCGCAGACUGACUCCUCUAGCAGCAAUCCUGAUCAGCCUAAUCCUCAUACACACAACUCCAGCCAUUUCCUCCAUUGACAGCCGAACAGCAUAUGAGGUUCUUGAGGACUACAACUUCCCAGUUGGCCUUCUUCCCCAGGGGAUCACAGGCUAUGACCUCAAUAUCUCCACAGGUCAAUUCUCAGUCUAUUUCAAUGAUACGUGCAGCUUCUCUCUUGAAAGCUCCUACCAUUUGAAGUACAAGCCCACUAUCAAAGGAUACAUAUCAAAUGGCAAUCUAUCUAGCUUGGAGGGCGUUUAUGCGAGGUUGUUCUUUGUGUGGAAGAAGAUAGUAGAGAUCGUCCGGAGCGGAGAUGAUCUUGUUUUUUCUGUGGGAGUUUUGUCCUCCGUAUUUCCCAUAGACUAUUUUGAGAAGAGCCCUCAAUGUGGGUGUGGCUUCCAAUGUGGUGGUGGGCAAGUAAGGAAGCUUAGAACAAACCCUUUCGUUUCUCCUUAUGAAUGGAGUUGAAGACAGAUUUUGGAGUGUUUAGAAGCUUAGCGCUGCUCUAUGCCAUGUACUGGAUGGCAGUACAAGUUUCUCAUCCAUCAAAACAGUGAAGACUAUGUAUGGGUUUAACAUUAAUAUAUGGAAGAAAAGUGGGGAGCAAGAUGUAAACAAAAUGAUUUCUUUAAUUCACAUAUAUAAGUUACUUAUAAGUUUGGUGAUU